GCCGCACCGACCGCCUCUGCGGCGCGAUGGACUCCGGCAGCGAGACCCACGAGAUGAACGGGCUGGCGGAGAGCGCGGAGCCGGCGCUCGGCGAGCGGCACAGAACAUCACAGUGGUUUCAAAGAAAUGGACCUAUGAAUAUCAACCACUAUGCAAAUAAGAAAAGUGCUGCAGAGAGCAUGUUGGACAUUGCCCUGCUGAUGGCCAAUGCAUCCCAGCUGAAAGCCGUGAUAGAGCAAGGACCUUCUUUUUCCUUCUUCAUCCCACUUAUUAUUCUUAUCAGCCUGUCACUCACACUGCAAGUUAUCGUGGGAGUACUCCUGAUAUUCCUUGUAAAAUAUGACCUUAACAACCCUGCAAAACAUGGAAAGCUGAAUUUCCUCAACAACCUUGCAACUGGACUAGUAUUUAUUAUAGUAGUUGUGAAUAUUUUUAUCACUGCCUUUGGAGUGCAGAAGCCAGUUGCUGAGUCAGCUUCAAGACAGUAAAUAAAAGAGACCUGAAGCAUUCAUUCUAGAUGCCAUUUGCACUUGAGCCAGUUACACUUGGACACGAUGGCGGGGGGGGGGGGGAAUACUCUGAAGAAGCUGGACACAUCAAGCAGCUUUCUCUGGUCUCCAACAAGCAGCAUAUUUGUGUACCUGGAAUUUUCCCAUGUGUUAAUAUUUAAACUGUUCAGCAUCUAAGGAAAGGUUGAUUUUGACUCAAGGACAUUGGUUUCUGGAAUACUGGCAUUUCCACUUCUGCAGAAACUAACUGAUUUUCAGAGAGCUCAUCAAAGAAGGUA
Messenger RNA from Pezoporus flaviventris, 787 nucleotides. It is a transcript of the gene NINJ1, whose product is annotated as ninjurin 1. Bases 27 to 488 code for a protein of 153 amino acids. Gene Ontology annotation, cellular component: membrane. The transcript is spliced from 4 exons. The record is from RefSeq and is a predicted model, not a curated record. Lineage: Eukaryota; Metazoa; Chordata; Aves; Psittaciformes; Psittacidae. Gene Ontology annotation, biological process: cell adhesion; tissue regeneration.